Messenger RNA from Empidonax traillii (willow flycatcher), 1622 nucleotides. It is a transcript of the gene PDLIM1, whose product is annotated as PDZ and LIM domain 1. Lineage: Eukaryota; Metazoa; Chordata; Aves; Passeriformes; Tyrannidae. The record is from RefSeq and is a predicted model, not a curated record. The coding region runs from base 342 to 1262 and encodes 306 amino acids. The transcript has 4 exons. Gene Ontology annotation, biological process: heart development; actin cytoskeleton organization; muscle structure development. Gene Ontology annotation, molecular function: muscle alpha-actinin binding; actin binding. Gene Ontology annotation, cellular component: stress fiber; filamentous actin; adherens junction.
GAGAAGCCCUGCUGCUGAGCACAUCUGUUUUGGGAUGGGAGGUGAGGUUGCCUGUCAGAAGGACACCCAGGCAACUUUGGGAAGAGCAGCAAUGAAGGUGGCAUUCCUUGUCUGGACAGUGGGACCGUGAAUGUGUGCGCAGGGAGCGAGUGCAUAGUGAAACCCCUGCUGCCACGUGUUCAUGCUUACAACCCCUGCAUUUGCUCAUCAGUAGAGUGCUUGCAUUUUAGUUUUUGUGUGGACACACCUGGAGUGCGAGACCAGAACUGCAGCAUUAGCUAGAAGCCUUUAAAGUCAUAUAUUCAGUGGGUGUCCUUCAGACAGUAUUCUGCAGCCGCUUGAUGGCUUGGACUAUUUGGUUUUAUCCUUCAUUAAUUUCUUUUUUCUUUCCUUUCUUCCUCCUGCGCGUUUUUCCCUCAAUUCCACAAUGUAAUCUCCAAAUGAACCCCCAAACAAACGCAACUGUCACUGCCCACGCGAACACGUGGGGCCGUAGCCGCCCCUUGCCAGCGGGUGCGAUGCAGGCUCCCGUCGCCUCCGUCUAUAACCCUCUGCAGGCACAGAGCUCCAGGUCACCACAGCGGAGGCACAGCACCUCCUCCGUCCCCAGCCAGGUCCGAGUGGGGCCUGAGCAGCUGAAGCACGCGGCCCAGGUCUGUCCCAACAGCCCCGUGGAAGUGGAGGUGCCAGGACUCAAAGUGCUGCACGUGCAGUUCAAUUCUCCCCUGCAGCUCUAUUCGCAGAGCAACAUCAUGGACACUCUACAGGGGCAAAUCUCUUCUGUUAGCCCUGAUUUCCCCAGUUUAGAUCAGCAUAAUCAGCCCCCAGGCAGCAGUGCCAUAGGCAGAGAAUCUGAGGUUUACAAGAUGCUUCAGGAGAAUCAAGAGUCAAAUGAGCCACCCAGACAGUCUGCUUCAUUCCUUGUGUUGCAAGAGAUCUUGGAGUCAGAAGAGAAAGGAGACCCUAUCAAACCAUCUGGAUUCAGGAGUGUCAAAGCCCCCACCACAAAGGUGGCCUCAUCGAUUGGGAAUGCCCAGAAGCUGCCCAUGUGUGAGAAGUGUGGAUCUGGCAUUGUAGGGAUGUUUGUGAAGAUCCGGGACAAGCAGCGUCACCCCGAGUGCUACGUGUGCAGUGACUGUGGCACCAAUCUCAAGCAGAAAGGACACUUCUUCGUGGAAGACCAAAUCUACUGUGAGAAGCACGCGCGGGAGCGGGUGAUUCCCCCAGAGGGCUACGAGGUGGUCACUGUCUUCCCAAAGUAAACCGUGCUGCUCACAAAGCCAGUGUGGAUGGUUUAUCCUCUGCUGCUUUUCCUUGGAAAGCAUUAUCCCUGCCCCCUGCAGAAUCUUGUUUGCAAUAAGGGAUGCUCGGCAUGGCUUUGGAUUUCCUUGUCAUUAUUAAUCCUCCAUCUGUUCACAAGAUGUCACUAAUUGUCCAACAUUUUUUCAUCCCCUCUUUCACUGUUUGUUUUUUUUUUUUAAUACACAGAUUUUUUUUUCCCCUCUCUCCUCUAUGCUGUCAAUCACACAGGAAAAUCAGAAGCCAAAGUCAGAUUACAACUCUUCUGUGUCCCCGUUUUUUGCCUUCUGUUUGCCUUCAAUAAACGGGGUGAAUCCACAAAA